AUGCAAAAUAUAAAUCAGGAUGUUCAUAAUUUACAAGAGGCCUUGAAAAAUCCUAAUUUAAAUCCUCAAAUAAAACAAGAAAAAGAAACAAAAUUAAACUAUUAUAACACUAAUUUACUAAGAUCGUCAAUAACAGCCCCAAUGCAAAAUACUUCAUCAUCACAAAUAAUGUCAUCACAAUCAGGUUAG
Entrophospora candida is the source of this 189-nucleotide messenger RNA. The record is from the annotation of a GenBank genome assembly. Lineage: Eukaryota; Fungi; Glomeromycota; Glomeromycetes; Entrophosporales; Entrophosporaceae.